Penicillium alfredii is the source of this 858-nucleotide messenger RNA. It is a transcript of the gene dph5, whose product is annotated as diphthine synthase. The transcript is spliced from 3 exons. Gene Ontology annotation, biological process: protein histidyl modification to diphthamide. The record is from RefSeq and is a predicted model, not a curated record. Gene Ontology annotation, molecular function: diphthine synthase activity. Bases 1 to 858 code for a protein of 285 amino acids. Lineage: Eukaryota; Fungi; Ascomycota; Eurotiomycetes; Eurotiales; Aspergillaceae.
AUGUUGCACCUCGUGGGCCUGGGUCUCGCCGAUGAGACCGAUAUCACGGUCCGCGGUCUGGAGAUCGUCAAGCGCGCUGAGCGGGUCUAUCUGGAAGCGUACACGAGCAUUCUGCUAGUCGACAAGGCCAAGCUAGAGGCGUUCUAUGGCCGCCCCGUCAUCGAGGCAGACCGUGAAUUGGUCGAAAGCGGCAGCGACGAGAUCCUGGCCGGUGCCGACAAAGCAGACAUAGUAUUUCUGGUCGUCGGCGACCCAUUUGGGGCCACAACCCACACAGACCUCGUCCUGCGCGCCCGCGAGCUAGGCAUCGCAACCAACGUCGUACCCAAUGCCUCGAUCAUGUCCGGAAUCGGGUGCACAGGCCUCCAGCUCUACAACUUCGGCCAGACCGUCAGCAUGGUCUUCUUCACAGAGACAUGGAAGCCAUCCUCGUUCUACGACCGCGUGCGCGAGAACGCCCAGCUGGGCCUGCACACGCUGGUGCUGCUGGACAUCAAGGUCAAGGAGCCGUCGCUGGAGAACCUGGCGCGUGGCCGCCGCAUCUUCGAGCCGCCGCGUUACAUGACUGUUGCGCAGUGCGCGGCCCAGAUGCUGGAGACCGAGGCCGAGCGCAAGGAGGGCGUCUGCAACCCCGACAAUCUGGCUGUGGGUGCAGCGCGGGUUGGUGCGCCGGAUCAGAAGAUUGUUGCGGGGACGCUGCAGGAGCUUGCGGAUUCGGACUUGGGCGCGCCGCUGCAUAGUCUUGUUUUGUUGGGGCGUCGGACUCAUGAUUUGGAAAGGGACUAUAUUCGGGAGUUUGCGGUGAACCAGGCUACUUUUGAUGCCAGUUAUCAGAAGGGGUAUGGGGCUAGCUCGUGA